ACUGACUCCACCAAGUCAGCUCCAGUCGCUGUAUCUACUCCACCACUUUACCAAGCAGAGGGAAAGGAAUCAAGAGGGAAUAAAUAAGGCUGAAGCAUGAACAAGACAGAAUUCAUCACUGUUGUGGGAUUUGCCCUAUCAUUGCUGUUCCACGUGACCCAAACUGAAGUCUGUCCUCCCUCCUGCAACUGUAAGUCACUGGGAGAAAUGAAGGGUUUGCAAGUAGACUGCAGCUCGAGGCAGCUGACGGAAGUGCCAGCCUUGCCCCUUGACACCAAGAGGCUUUAUCUACACAACAACAGCCUGACCUCGGUUCCUCCCGGUGCCCUGGACAGCUUGCGCAGCCUGAAGGAAGUGAAAAUAUUUGACAAUCCCUGGAACUGUGACUGUCAUAUUCUGUAUCUAAAACUCUGGUUAGAAGACAUCUCUGCACCUUCUCUUGGGAACAUCAGAUGCGCAAGCCCAGCUUCUGUGAGGAUGAAGACCUUGAGGCAGCUGACUGGGAACGAGCUGGGGAUUUGUAAGAGGCUUCUCCCAAUCAAGUGUCUUGAGUUCUUUUGGCGAGACCUCAUUUUAAUUGCUGGAGCAAUAAUUACACUUAUUUUAGUAGCAUGGGCUCUGAAAUUCUCAAAAAAGCUGGUCUGCCAAAUAAACCUAAGCCUAUAUGACUCUAGGGGCCGACUGUUGUGGAGGCAUACCUCCAAAAACCACAAGAAACUAUGAGCUGUUCACUACCACUAGCUUGAACAGAAACAUCAAAUUAUUCUACCACAAAAACACACACGCACUGGCAACGCUACUUUUAACGGUGAACAUGCUACAAACAGAUCCCAGGGUUCAAAAUCUGGGUCCUCAGAUGGGCAAGUUUGAUUUAAUUUCCUUUCAGAAAUAAACUUGGUGAUGUAUUGAUGGGCAAGUUUCAUUCUACUACCAUCUACUCAUAUGAAAAGCAUAAUAUCCCUAGCAAAGCUGGGAUAACAAAGUGCAGCAUGGGGCUUUAGAUUGAGAAAAGGAAAGGAACAGAGUCAGAUGUUUUCCCUAUGCUGUAAAAUAAUGAUCUGGGAGACAACAUGCCCAUUGCAAUGUUAAAGUCUGCAGAUGAUACACAGUGGGGAAUAAAAAGAGGGAAGUUACAAAUUCAAAGAGCCGUAGGUUACUUGGAGUGCCAAGAAAUCGAAAGCAAGAUCGUACAUCUAGAGACAAAAAAUGGGUUGAGGACUCAAUUCAGAGAAGGCAAAUGAUCUAGUAAGAAUGAUCUCCCAUGCAUGACAUUGCAGCAAAGGGCUAACGUGAUCUUUUCUUUUUAAAAUAGGGAACAGCAUUUAGGGAUAGAAAGAUUUAUUUACUUCCCUGUUUAGAUAAACUACAAUAAUCUAGUAUCAAUGUCUACAAAUGAGGAAGAAUUAGCUGCAGAAGAAUCAGAAAAACAACUGUAGUGCAAAUAAAGGAUUGGAAAAUAUAUCUUAGAAGGAGCUUGACCAAUUUCAUUUAAUAAAGAGGAAUUCAAGGAAUGACAAGAUCAUAGCUUGUAUGAAUCUACAUAAAGAUAAAUUUGUUAACAAAGGGCUGGGAGUAGAAAUUAGAACAUCAGACUAGGAACAGGGCUCAAAAUCUAAUGGUGAAAAUAAUUAAACACAGAAACAGCUUGUCAAAUGUCAUGCUGAAUUCUAUAGCUUAACCAACAUUGGGCAUUUUUUCAAAUUGGUAGGCACUACCUGAAAUGAGAACUAUUUUAACAGAAUUGUAUGUGAUGCCCAAAACAUUACAGCUAUUCUUAUUGUUUUGGUCACCUGCAAAAUUUAUGGUGGAACAGGCCGUGAAAAGAGAGACCACAAGGGCAGUACGUCACAGGGACAUCCUUAGAGAGCACUGGCAACGGCACUUAGGAGCUCAGUUGGUGCCGGCUGAGCCGCCCUCCUACACCCCACAGCAGCAGGAAUAUUCCACUCUACCUUCUUCUAUUGCAUACCACACUCUUCACCACGAGGAACUCAAAAUGCAGCACAGAAUUUGCUUUUUACAGUGUGGCAUCCCUGCCACAGGAGAUGAACCAUAAAACCCAGAAAUAGCAGGGCUCAGUAAGGCUGCAUUACGCUCCCAUGCAGACCUGAGUAAAAUUACGGCUUCAGAUUUAUGCAUACAUUUCGAUCAGGUCAGCCCAAACACACAGAAUUUCUCUGGCUUCAUUAAAUAUUAUUCUACAUAAAUAACCUCUGCAGGAGAGAAUUUCAGAGAAACACAUAAGAACAUAGUGGUGUACGCACUUAGAUAAUUUUAGAGUAUUUUCACUGCGCUGAGCUUGUCAAUUUUUCAAAAGGCAACCACCAUUUUGUAUUAAUGCAGAAUAGUACAGAAGAAAUGCACUCUGUGAUCUCUCAUGGAGAGUUUCCUAAAUGAUAUUUCUU
Chroicocephalus ridibundus (black-headed gull) is the source of this 2405-nucleotide messenger RNA. RefSeq names its product glycoprotein IX platelet (gene GP9). Lineage: Eukaryota; Metazoa; Chordata; Aves; Charadriiformes; Laridae. The record is from RefSeq and is a predicted model, not a curated record. Bases 97 to 723 code for a protein of 208 amino acids. The transcript is spliced from 2 exons.